AUGGGGGAUUGUAAGGGAAGGUUGUGUUCAUGGUGGUCAUCAUCUUCAUCGUCAAGGCUGCUGUUGUUUAUGGCACCAUUGGUUGUGGUGGCAGGGUUAGUGGCUUUACUGGGUCCAAAGACCUCCAAUUGGGUUUUUACUUCUCAUUACAGUCCAUGGAUAUGGAGGUCUUCUGUACCUCCUCUUUCAUCUUCUGUUUCGUCAACAAAAGAAAAGGACAAUACACAUCCAGAUUUGCAGCCCAGGAUGCAAUUCAGCAAUUUAGAGAGGCUGGAGGCUGGUCUUGGACAAGCUCGAGCUGCAAUAAGAAAAGCCAAAAAUGGAAAUCAAACACAAGACCCUGACUACAUCCCAAAUGGUCCAAUGUAUUGGAAUGCCACUGCCUUUCACAGGAGCUACUCGGAAAUGGAAAAACAAUUUAAAGUAUUUAUCUAUGAAGAAGGAGAACCACCGGUUUUUCAUUACGGUCCCUGCAUGCACACAUAUGCAAUAGAGGGAUUCUUUAUCCAGAAUAUGGAGAUCAGUCGGUUUCGGACUAGAGAUCCCGAAAAAGCUCAUGUCUAUUUCCUUCCAUUCAGCGUGACAAUGAUUACUCAAGUUAUUUAUGUUGCUGAAACCCAUGAAUGGGGUGACAUGAAAAAUACAGCUGUUGACUAUAUCAAUGUUAUUGCCAAUAAACAUCACUAUUGGAAUCGAAGCCUUGGAGCUGAUCACUUCAUGCUUGCUUGCCAUGACUGGGGGCCUGAAAUAUCCUUUGCCAUUCCUUACUUGUACGAGAACGCCAUUCGAGCUCUAUGCAACGCAAACACCUCAGAAAGAUUCAACCCCGUCAGAGAUGUGUCCAUCCCGGAAAUCCAUCUCCCAAAUGGUAAAACAGAUGCAAUGAUGGGCGGUCCGCCCCCGUCAGAACGUUCAGUCCUGGUUUUCUAUGCCGGAGGUGUUCACGGCCCCAUCAGGCCAAUUCUACUAGAGCAUUGGGAAAACAAGGACAAAGAUGUGCAGGUCCACCAGUACCUUCCAAAGGGUGUGUCAUACUAUGGCAUGAUGAGAAAGAGCAAGUACUGCAUUUGUCCGAGUGGCUAUGAAGUGGCGAGCCCGAGAAUGGUGGAGGGACUUUACAUGGGUUGUGUACCGGUGCUCAUUAAGGACCAUUAUGUGAUACCAUUCAGUGACGUUCUAAAUUGGAAGACAUUCUCUGUUAUAAUCCCAGUUGAGGACAUUCCCAAUCUGAAGAAAAUUCUAAUGGGUAUCUCUCAAAAACAGUACAUAAGGUUGCAGAGGAGAGGAAUGCAAAUGAGGAGGCAUUUUGAGGUCAAUUCACCUCCAAAAAGGUAUGAUGUGUUUCACAUGAUACUUCAUUCAAUCUGGCUUAGAAGACUCAACAUCAGAGUCCAUGACAUUGAGGAACAAAAUUCACUGAUUAGUUGA
Messenger RNA from Cornus florida, 1428 nucleotides. RefSeq names its product probable glycosyltransferase At5g03795. Bases 1 to 1428 code for a protein of 475 amino acids. Gene Ontology annotation, molecular function: glycosyltransferase activity. The record is from RefSeq and is a predicted model, not a curated record. The transcript is spliced from 4 exons. Lineage: Eukaryota; Viridiplantae; Streptophyta; Magnoliopsida; Cornales; Cornaceae.